UACGAUGCGAUCCAGACGACACAAAACGUCGGCCGCGCUCGUUCCUUCCACCGACGCCCCAUGGCCGCUGCAACCACCAGUGGCGGCAUCAUCGCCGCCGCCGCCGCCGCGGCGCAGGAGGAAGUCAUCCAGCUGAUGCCUGCUCCUCUCCCUCCUGCGGAUUCACGCGACAAGCCCGGGGAGCCCACUGGUUGGGGCUUCACCCUGUCCGUUUCCUUUUCCUCCGGAAACCCUAGGAUCGAGGAGACUCGAGGAAUCAUGCACCUCUACCCGGAUGAAGUCGCCUCCUCCGACAAUCUCCCUAUUGGAAGGAAGCCUCUCGUUUGUGUGAUUGCGGUGCCUAACCACAUGACUUAUGCUGAUUUCUGCCGGUUCUGUGGUGCCUUCAUCAUGCACAUGGCCGAGAUGCGAAUCGUUAGAACUGAUGGUGUGGACGAUCAAUAUAGUGUGAUCAUCAAGUUUGAUAAUCAAAUUUCUGCUGAUGGAUUCUACCAACACUUUAAUGGGAGGCAGUUUUCGUCUCUGGAGGGUGAUCAGUGUAGUGUUCGUUACACUAUUGAUGUGCAGUACACUGGAUCGAUUGAACAUACACAAAGCUCAGCAACAAGCUCUGCUGAAGAGCCUUCUUGUCCAGUUUGUCUUGAGAGACUAGAUCAAGAUACUAGUGGCAUUCUCACAACAAUUUGCAAUCAUUCUUUUCACUGUUCAUGCAUAUCUAAAUGGACGGAUUCAUCUUGCCCGGUUUGCAGAUAUUGCCAACAACAACCUGAAACAUCAACAUGCUCUGUCUGUGGAACUUCUGAGAAUGUUUGGAUAUGUGUUAUUUGUGGUUUCAUUGGGUGUGGAAGAUACAAGGAAGGCCAUGCUAUCAGACACUGGAAAGAAACACAGCACUGUUAUUCACUUGAGUUGGAGACUCAGCGUGUGUGGGAUUAUGUUGGGGACAACUAUGUACACCGUCUAAUCCAAUCAAAAACUGAUGGAAAGUUAGUUGAGUUGAAUUUCCAUUGUGCUCAUGCUGAUGAUAAACGUGGUAGCUGUGAAUAUAGCGAGGACCUUGGUUUUGAUGAGGCUCUUCUGAACAGUAAACUCGAUACUAUAGCUGGAGAAUACAAUGAUCUUCUCACAUCUCAACUAGAUAACCAAAGAAAAUAUUAUGAAUCACUGGUGCUGGAGAUUAAGGAGGAGACUGAGAAAGAAAUUUCUGAAGCUAUAAAAAAGGCUGUUAGUCUAAAACUUCAGAAGUUCCAAAUAAAGCUUGAUAAAUGCAUCGAAGAGAAAAAGUUUAUGGAGGAUAUUAACGAAAACUUGUUGAAAAACGAAGAUAUGUGGAAAGCAAAAGUUCAACAACUGGAAGAAAGGGAGCAAGCUGCAGUAAAAUGGAGAGAUGAGAAGAUUCAAGGUUUGGAGGAACAACUUGGAGAUCUGAUAAUGCACAUUGAAUCCCAAAACGUGAUCGAUGAACCUCCAAAGGACUCCGUUGCGAGUGAGAUCACAGCCGGCACUGUAUUGCCAGUCGAACCGGCAUCCUCUUCCAGUACGGGCAGCAAUGAACAUGGUAAAAAGAACCGAAGAAGGAACUAAGGUGUGCUCGUCUUUCCACAACUACUACUACUAUAAUACAAAGUGAAGCUUUUGUACACAUUCAGGAGUUUUCAAGUGUAGAAUCCGAUGCUUUUGACGGAGCAACUGAAGAAACUUGAAAAAAAAAUUGAUUGUAUAUGUAUCGAUGAUAGAUCUUAAGUACUUACCAUAAACGUAGGUUUGAUCCAGUGCUGAUAGUUUUAAUUA
Messenger RNA from Zingiber officinale, 1791 nucleotides. RefSeq names its product BRAP2 RING ZnF UBP domain-containing protein 2-like. Bases 61 to 1584 code for a protein of 507 amino acids. The transcript has 12 exons. NCBI's taxonomy places the organism in Eukaryota, Viridiplantae, Streptophyta, Magnoliopsida, Zingiberales, Zingiberaceae. The record is from RefSeq and is a predicted model, not a curated record. Gene Ontology annotation, molecular function: zinc ion binding; ubiquitin protein ligase activity. Gene Ontology annotation, biological process: protein ubiquitination; Ras protein signal transduction. Gene Ontology annotation, cellular component: cytoplasm.